AAAAGGGUCUUAUUCAAGAUGCGAUUUCCGGCACAUGCCCUCUACGCUCUUUAAAUCGCGAUUUCCAGUCCCGUCUUGUUUCUGCUUUGCAAACACGUCUUUACUGAUCAUUACACCAUCACCCCUUCAUUCAAUCUUGAUUAGAUCUAAUGAAUAUAGUAUCUAUGAGCGAUUCGGGAGUCAGUGGGGAAACCUCCGAUGUCUCCAUGGGUCAUGAAAACGGAGAAGAUACACUGGCCGACAAGUAUCAAGAAGAGGCAACCUCCCUCCAGCGCCUCGCGCUGAUGACGAUUGCUGUGGAGGUGCCGGCUAUUUCCAGCCCUAACGAAUAUGAAUUCCUUCCAGGGCAUUUCAAUGUUCGCUACAUCAAGGAGGAGGUCUCCUCAGAAGUCAACUCCGAACCCUCAUACACGGUCAAGCUGGAUAGUGGCGAAAUUGAAACCAUAUCUUCCUCCCGCCUCCAAACCCUCGAGAAUGGACCGGAAGCCCUUUCAUCCUUCCGAAAUUCGCAGAUCAAAUACCAAUCAUCUACCAGUGAAGAGGAGUCUCAAGAAUCAGAGGAGGACAGAUCCAGCUUGUCCAUAUCAGAUUUCGCCGGCAGGAGGCGCUUGCGCCGGACAAGGAACACCAAAUUCACAGAGUUUUUUGGUGUCAUCAGCAGCGAUGAUGAGGGAUCCAGAGAAUCAUCGUCAUCAGAAGAUGAUAUAGUCGUCGCCAGGCCCACUCGAAUGAAACUUCGUCUUAGGAAACGUCGAAAGGAUGUCUAUGCCAUGGAGAGUGAUUUCGACCAAAGUGCUCGUGAAGGGACAAGAUUUUCAACACGGCGGCGUAAUGUCCAGCGAUACAGCUUACGUGAGCGAACCGAGGACGAUAUUUCCGAGUAUGAAACAGCUCUCCCAAAGCAUCAAAAGUACUACGGCGCAAAGGAGACCUUCGAACGACUUCCAUCAGAUGACCCCUUUCGCCUGCGACACCAAGAGACUUGCGACGUGUGCUCCACCAGUGGGGACCAUCGAGAGAAAGGCCCCCUUGUCUUCUGUCAGGGAUGUACAGUUGCAUACCAUAAAGGUUGUCUAGGCCCACGAACUACUCGAGAACAUCUCGUCACCAAGGUCACACGUGACAAAUUCCUCCUUCAAUGCCGUCGUUGUUUAGGCGUUGCGCAAACCAAGGAUCCCAUCUACCCUCAUCAAGGGUACUGCGCCACAUGCAACAAGAAAGGAAAUAUGUCAGAGCCACUUAGAGAGCGCCUGACUUCAAAGCAAGAACAACAACUCCGACAGGAAAAUGGAGGUGAAGAUCCCAUCACUCCGGUGGACGUGGACCGUAUCAAUAAUCUAGAUAAUGUCCUCUUCCGCUGUAAGGCUUGCCAUAGAGCUUUUCAUUAUGAACAUCUUCCAAGCCCCGAUGACUCUUCGGGGGAAUGUCAGGAUUGUCUUUCCUUACCUGGAGAAGUGGGUUCCAUAGUCUCUUGGCGGCCAGUGAAUAGCGCCUCUGAAAAAGCGUCGGAGAUUCUCGAGACAGAGAAAGAAUAUCUCAUAAAAUGGAAGGACAAGUCGUAUGCCCAUUGUACGUGGAUGCCCGGCAGCUGGGCGUGGGGUUUUAUCAACCCUCAUAUGCGGCGGGCAUUCUUGAGAUCGGAAAAAAGCCUGACUCCUCGCAUGACCUCAGAGGAAGCAAUUCCGGAGGAUUUCUUACGUGUGGAUAUUGUUUUUGAUGUCAAAUAUUCCAGCGAUCAGGACGAUCUCCAUGUCCCCGGCCAAGAUUACGAGGCAGACCUCCAGCGGGUGGAUGAUAUAUCCCAAGCAUAUGUUAAAUUCAAGGGCCUGCCGUAUGAGGAGGCAGUUUGGGAAUCUCCCCCAACUCGCAGCAAUACUGAAAGCUGGAACGAUUUCAUGUCCGCCUACGAAGAUUGGGUCAAAAAGGCCUAUGUCAGCAUUCCAAACCAAACUUGUCUCCAGAAACACCUCACUCAUGUCAGGAAGCAAAAGUUCAAGUCUCUAGAUUCCCAGCCAGACACAAUGACAGGAGGUGAAAUUAUGGAUUAUCAACAAGACGGCCUGAAUUGGCUUUACUAUAAAUGGUUCAAAAAUCAAAAUGCUAUUCUAGCCGACGAGAUGGGCCUCGGGAAAACAAUCCAAGUCAUCGCGUUACUUGCCACUCUAAUCCAAUAUCAUAAAUGUUGGCCGUUCCUUAUUGUCGUUCCUAAUUCAACAUGUCCGAACUGGCGGAAAGAAAUCAAGACAUGGGUCCCUUCAAUUCGAGCGGUCACCUACUACGGAUCGUCCUUUGCCCGAAACCUCGCACAGGACUACGAGAUGUUCGGCCGGCGCGACUCAACCCUUAGAUGUCAUGUUGUCAUAGCGUCUUAUGAAACGAUGGUCGACGAUGCCUCACGCAGAGUCCUAUCGAAAAUACCUUGGGGCGGGCUUAUUGUAGAUGAAGGACAACGUCUAAAAAGCGACAAGAGUCAGCUUUAUGAAGCCUUAUCCCGGAUCAAGUUUCCAUUUAAAGUCUUGAUGACCGGCACACCCCUUCAAAAUAAUACUAAGGAAUUAUUCAAUCUUCUUCAGUUCUGUGAUCCGACCAAGAAUUCAGAAGAGCUUGAGGAAAAAUAUGGAACUUUAUCAAAUGACAAUAUUUCCGAGCUCCACGAUCUCAUCCGGCCUUUCUUCCUUCGCCGGACUAAGGCUCAGGUCCUCACUUUUCUUCCUCCAGUCGCCCAGAUUAUCAUCCCGGUCACGAUGUCCGUUCUUCAGAAGAAACUCUACAAGUCCAUUCUUGCGAAGAACUCGCAACUUAUCCAGGCUAUUUUCCAAAGGAGUGGAAAUGAGCAGCCUUUAAAGCACACAGAGCGCCACAGUCUGAACAACAUCUUGGUACAACUUCGGAAAUGUCUCUGUCAUCCAUUUAUCUACAGCAAGGCGAUCGAAGAGCGAAGUGCCAACUCAACUAUAGCUCACAGAAACCUAGUGGAUGCCGCUGGAAAGCUCCAGUUAUUGGAGAUUAUGCUGCCCAAGCUCCACAAACGUGGUAACAGAGUACUCAUCUUUAGUCAAUUCCUCGAGAACCUCGACAUUAUGGAGGAUUUUCUUGACGGACUAGGCCUUAUGCACCGACGCCUGGACGGAAGAAUGACUUCGCUAGAAAAGCAAAAGAUGAUAGACGAUUACAAUGCGGAAGCCUCUCCAUAUUUUGCCUUUCUUCUCUCUACCAGAUCAGGAGGAGUCGGUAUCAAUCUAGCCACCGCAGAUACCGUCAUCAUCAUGGACCCCGAUUUUAAUCCCCACCAAGAUAUGCAGGCAUUGUCUCGGGCACAUCGUAUUGGACAGAAGAACAAGGUUCUCGUAUUCCAACUGAUGGUUCGUGCGAGCGCUGAAGAAAAGAUCAUGCAGAUUGGAAAGAAGAAAAUGGCCUUGGACCAUGUUCUCAUCGACAGGAUGACCUCAAAGGAGGAGGAUGGACAUGACUUGGACUCUAUUCUUCGCCACGGAGCCCAGGCAUUGUUUAAUGAUGACGACUCUGGAGAUGUGGUCUACACUUCCGAAUCGGUUGAUAAACUCCUUGACCGCAGCCAAGUUGAGCAAGCAAAAACUCCCGAAGAGAACGACACAGGCUCUCAGUUCAGCUUCGCUCGAGUUUGGGUGAACGAAAGGCAAAAUCUAAAUGAUCAACUUCAGGAAACAGAAGAAGAGCAAAUGGUAAAUUCUACCACCUGGGAAAAGAUUCUUCAAGAGAGAGAACAAGCAGCAGCCGAAGAGGCAAGACUGAAAGCAGAAAGCCUUGGUCGAGGAAAACGUAAGCGGGCAAAUGUGGCCUACGCCGCUGAACCCCUUGAAACUUCACCCACCAAACCCCGUAGCCGGGGCGGGACCGAGAGCGAUGCCGAUUUCAACGAGGAUGCCCCGUCAUGCUCUGGAUCAGACGAAGAUAACGGUGAGCCCAUGGAACUUGAUCAGCCUGCUAAACGGCAAAACGUUCGUUCGUUCCAUCGUGUCUUGCCAGAUCUCAUUCCUCCACCAGCUCCUGUGGCCAUGGAUGGUCACCUCGAUGAAAAUCAAAACCGAUGUUUAGCCUGUGGCCAUACUCACCCAGUAGGAAAUUGUCAAUUAAAAAUGGCUGGCGUCGAAUACUGUGGGCUUUGCGGGCUUGCGCACUAUGGAAUAGCCCGCACGUGUCCACAUUUGAAAUCAGAGGUUCAGGUGUUAAGGAUGUUAGAGGCCGUAAAACAAAGCAACGAAGACCCCGCACUAAUUGCCAUGGCCAAGAAACAUUUGCAGAAUAUCCGGGGUGAUCUCGCAUCGCGAAAAAGGCGUCAAUCCGGUCAGGCUACAGCUAGUUUUGCGGGUCAAAGCACGGCCAGAGUAUCCCCUUCUCCUCCUGUUGCUGCUACCACAGCUCCUCUUCCCCCUAGUAGCAGUGCAGCCCCAACCAUUGGAGUACCAGUCAUUGAUCUUACGCGGAAUUAUCCUCCCAUAGGUGACGGUCAAUCAACGCCAAUGGACAACCCUGCACAUUUGCCGCAAUUUGAAAGGAGCCCUCAGCCGCCUUCCUCGGGGCGUCAUUUUAGCUAAACCUCUGACGGUAGACAAUUGGAGGACUGUUGGUAUCAUAAGUAGGUGUCAAUUGUCAAGAAGGUCUUUUAUCACUGAGCAUUUAUUGGCGGUUUUGGCGCGGGUUUCUUCAAUUCCCAUCGCAGGCGUUUUUACUUCAGAUAAAGUUUUCUUUAUUGUACAUAAACCCUAGAGUUUUUUACAAGUUGAUAGGCCCAGGGGGCAUAUUUAAUGUACUGAAGAUAAUU
Molecule: messenger RNA, 4801 nt
Organism: Aspergillus ochraceoroseus IBT 24754
Lineage: Eukaryota; Fungi; Ascomycota; Eurotiomycetes; Eurotiales; Aspergillaceae
Product: putative chromatin remodeling complex subunit (Chd3)
Exons: 3
Coding region: 150-4574 (1474 amino acids)
Biological process (GO): negative regulation of transcription by RNA polymerase II; chromatin remodeling
Cellular component (GO): nucleus; chromatin
Molecular function (GO): ATP binding; histone binding; ATP hydrolysis activity
Source: RefSeq, a predicted model, not a curated record